Messenger RNA from Drosophila willistoni, 909 nucleotides. RefSeq names its product farnesol dehydrogenase-like. The transcript has 2 exons. The record is from RefSeq and is a predicted model, not a curated record. The coding region runs from base 23 to 775 and encodes 250 amino acids. Lineage: Eukaryota; Metazoa; Arthropoda; Insecta; Diptera; Drosophilidae.
UGUAUCGCAGAGAAAACUUAAUAUGGAUCGUUGGUUAAAUCGUGUUGCCGUUGUGACUGGAGCCAGUUCUGGCAUUGGAUCAGCCUGUUGCAAGGAUCUGGUGGCCAAGGGAUUAAUUGUUGUUGGUCUCGCCAGACGUGAGGAGCGUCUACAAGAGCUGAAGGCUUCACUGCCAGCUGAUCAGGCUAAACGUUUCCAUGGCCGCAAAUGUGACGUCAGCGAUGAGAAGCAAGUGAUCGAGACCUUUGCAUGGAUCGAACAAAAUGUGGGUGGGGUCGAUGUCUUGGUAAACAAUGCGGGCAUUACCCGAGAUACUGAGAUAACAAAACCAAAUAAUUCCGACGAUCUUCGGGCAAUCCUGGACACAAAUGUUCUUGGUGUAUCCUGGUGUACUCGUGAGGCAUUCCUCUCCCUCCAACGCCGCAAGGUUAACGAUGGACAUGUGGUCAUUAUUAACAGCAUUGCUGGACAUGGAGUACCUUUUGUGCCUGGUUUCAAUUUCAAUUUGUAUGCACCAUCCAAACAUGCCAUCACCGCCUUGACCGAAGUCCUGCGUCAGGAGUUCCAAAAUAAAGGAACUCAGACAAAAAUUACAAGUAUAAGCCCUGGAGCAGUUGACACUGAGAUCAUUCCCGACCAAAUCAAGGAACUUUUCACCGACUUUCCAAUGUUGCGUUCUGAAGACGUGGCCGAUGCGGUGUCCUAUUGCAUUUCGACACCUCCAAAUGUGCAAAUCCAUGAAUUGACCAUCAAGCCUGUGGGCGAAAAGUUUUAAUUUGUUUUUAAUGAAUCGAAAUGGCUGUUUUUUUUAUUUUUAUUAUUCUGUAGCCGCGAUGCGUAUUGUUUUUCACAAAAGCGGUAUUGUUAUAAAUGGUAAAUAAACCUCAAAACCUUUUUUGGAUACUCUAA